AUGGAGGAAGAUAAACGCAUUGUUUAUUGCAAUCGUGUCCUCCUUGGUAAUUGGUACGAAGCUUCCAAAUUAGAAGAGUAUAAACUCAACAAAUUCCUCGAACAAAUGAAAAAGGGCGAUUUAAUGUUGGCGAGGUAUAGAAAAAUGACUGAGAAUCUUAACAAGCGAACUGUAUUGACUCAAUCUUCUGGUAGUAUUAGCUUUGGAGCUAGAAUAGCCCUCCUCGCACCCCACGUGCCAGCAUCAGAUCCUCCAAUAGAAAACAAGAAGGGAUUGCUUCUUGGAGGUCAUAUAACAUCGAAUGAAAUCAAUUAUUCUCAAGAUCUAGAAGACGGGUGCACAAUAGUAGGAUUACCGGACUUAGAACCGGCAGAAAGAAAUACGUUUAUUAUAACUAGUGCAGAUUAUUGCAAUCGUGAAGAUGAAUCUCUUAAAUAUAAUCAGGAAUUUCUUCUCGCUCUUUCCUCUUCAGUUGCAAAGAAAAAGCCACUUUAUGUUAGAUAUGAUCCAAACCCCAUUCCUGGUCUUUGUGGCAUGUAUCCACUUUACUUUAGCAAGCAUUCUGUAUCCAAUACAAGAUGGCGCAUCUUGCCUGUUCAAAGGCCCGAUAUUACUAGAUUCGAGCAGGAAGGGAAACCAGUGAACGUGUGCGCUCCAUUAAUGAAGACAAGUCUCGAUGUUUAUGGAAAAGAAUUGCCUAAUAAUAUCUGGCAAAUAUAUGUGCCUAUUGCAAGU
Molecule: messenger RNA, 735 nt
Organism: Brenthis ino (lesser marbled fritillary)
Lineage: Eukaryota; Metazoa; Arthropoda; Insecta; Lepidoptera; Nymphalidae
Source: the annotation of a GenBank genome assembly